Rhopalosiphum padi (bird cherry-oat aphid) is the source of this 787-nucleotide messenger RNA. RefSeq lists its product as uncharacterized. The coding region runs from base 29 to 610 and encodes 193 amino acids. The record is from RefSeq and is a predicted model, not a curated record. The transcript has 4 exons. NCBI's taxonomy places the organism in Eukaryota, Metazoa, Arthropoda, Insecta, Hemiptera, Aphididae.
AUUGUUGAAAUAAAAUAUCCAUAAAAAAAUGAUAAUAUUAAAAUUAUUCUUUCUUAUUGGAUAUUUUUAUUUAAUUAAAUCAAAAACCAUUUUUAUGCACAACUUAGCUUUGGGAGAAUACCGUACGGUAUCUGAGAAAAUAUAUUCAUGUCAAUCGACAAAUUUAAUUAAAUUCAACACUUAUUUCAGUAAAAGGACAUCAAAUAUAACAGAGAUGAAGGGAAAUUUCUCAGUGUCAAUACCUUUUGAUGAUAGUCUUUCACUUGAUAUAAACGCCGCUUCUUGGAGUUCAAUCGGUGGUUGGAUACCAAAUUCGAUGGUUUAUUUAUCAAAGAAUGCAUGUAGUAGUUUGAAAAAGUUCGCAGGAAACGCAUGGUAUUCAAUAAUUAAAGCUUUUAACAUGCCUACAACUAGCUGUCCAAUUCCUUCGGGUAUAUAUAUUACAUCAGGGAUGGAUUUAAAGGAACUAGAAGAACGUCAUAACUUUCCAAAGGUUUAUUUUUAUGGAAAAUAUAAAGUUACGUUCAAAAUAAAAAAUGUUGAAAAUAAAGUGAUUUUUUGCACCGUAUUAGAGUUGAGUCUUAUACGACCAUGGGAAAAACCAAUUUGAAGUUAUUCUACAAAAUAAUAAUUUAUUACGUUAUUCUCAUAGUAGUACUGAUUUUACCCAAGUAUUUUGAUUUAUUAUCAGAUAUCAAAUGGCGUAUGCAAUAAAUAUAUUUUUAUUCACUAAUUCACUAGAAAUAUUUAUAGAAAGUUCAUGUUUUAAAAAAUCAACUAAAUUAUA